Messenger RNA from Clunio marinus, 249 nucleotides. NCBI's taxonomy places the organism in Eukaryota, Metazoa, Arthropoda, Insecta, Diptera, Chironomidae. The record is from the annotation of a GenBank genome assembly.
AUGAAUAUUUUAGGAGACAUUCAAGUUGAAUGUGCAAACAUGAUAAGGAAUCUUGAAGUUAUCAAGCAACACUUGAGAAGCCACUUAAUUGAGAGGCCAAUGGCUUUUGUUUUAUUUCGAAACAUGAAUAAUGACUCUUUGUUCUUGAGACUUAUCACAGCUUUUCAUGUCUUUCUCUUCCAUCAAGCUUCUAGACAAGUUUUUACUAAAUUUAUUGACAUUAAUACUGAUUUCGACACGUUUAAUUGA